AUGAGCAAUAGGAGAACUUGCUCAUAUUGCUUUAGAAUUAUUAACAUAAAAAAUAACAAUUAUAAACCAUCCGUGGACCACUCACUUCAAGAUGCCCAGAUAAAUAUCACUCCAGGAGAAGCCUUAACCGCUAUUAAAUCUUUUCCAAACGAUACUGCUCCAGGGCUGGAUUACCUUCGACCCUUAUUUAUUAUUGACCUCUUGGGUUUAGACAGUUCCGAAUUCCUACUUAAUUCUUUAACGAAAAUUUUUAAUCUUAUUAUCAACGGGAAAUUACCACAUAAACUAGCACCAAUAAUCUUUGGUGCUAGAAUAAUUGCCCUUGAAAAAGCUGAAAAUCAAGUGCGCCCAAUAGCUAUUGGAAUUUUCUAUCGACGAACCAUUCCAAAAAUUAUUUGUAAUCGACUCAAAUCUACAAUAACCUUAAGCUUAGCUCCUUACCAAGUGGGGUUUGGAGUAAAAGGAGGCUGUGAAGCUGCAAUCCAUUGCAGUCGACUAGUUUUAUCCAACCUAAAACCUGAAGAUUAUAUAGUAAAAUUAGACAUAUCCAAUGCCUUUAAUUCAAUUAAUAGGAAUAAAAUGAUCGAUACUUUCUUGGAAACAUUCCCUGACUACCACAAUUACAUCCAUCUUAGCUAUGGCAUUCCUUCCUUACUCAAAUUUAAUGAUUAUAUUAUUAAUUCUGCAGAAGGCCUCCAACAGGGUGACCCAUUAGGACCACUACUUUAUUUCUAUAUCCUUAAACACCUAAUAAGUGAUAUUGCUUUUUCAUGCAAACUCAAUCUACAUGUUUGGUAUCUUGACGAUUGUACUAUAUCGGGGACCAUUUCUUCAAUCCAGAAUUGUCUAGAUAUAAUCAACAAACACUUUGAUGAACUUAAUUUAUCCUUAAAUAUGAAUAAAUGCGAAAUUUAUCCUUCUCCGCCUCCAACAGACACCAUAUUAGAUAACUUUAGACCCACACCCUUACAAGAUUUCAGUAUAUUAAGAGCCCCAUUGGGAGGUGCAGAGGGAGUUUUUAAUUUUUUAAAUAAUCACCUUCAAUCACUAUUCCCCAAACUAUCAAUCUUAAAAAAAUUACCCAUCCAUCAAGCAUACUACAUUCUCAAAAACGCCCUUUUAUUACCACAAAUCCAGUAUUGUUUAAAAACUUCUGGUGCCUUCUCUUUUGAAAUUCUUUUAAAAGAAUAUGAACAAAAGAUACUACAAAUAAUGUCAGAGUUAUUAAACAUCAAACUCGAUUCUAAGUCAUGGCUUCAAGCAACUCUCCUUUGUAAAUCCGGAGGACUAGGCCUAAGAUCGGCAUUAAGUAUAGCCCUUGUUUCCUUCAUCUCAUCAACCCUAUCAUUAAAAAAUAUUGCCUCGCAAAUUAUUACCAUCGAUAAAGAUAAUUUAUUAGAUGAAGCCUUACGUUGUUGGAACAUUAAUGUUUUGCCAAACACAGCCCCGCCAGAUUCAAAUAAACAAAAAGAUUGGGAUCAAGGAUUGGUAUCUCGUUCCUUAGCUUACCUCAACUUGAGCGAUGAUCACCAAUAUAAAUCCCUCCUAAGAUCUCUUAAUUUCAACAACUCUGGCCAUGAAUGGUUAGAUUCAUAUCCCAGUAUUUUAAAUAACCAGCUAAUAGAUAACGACGCUUUCCGUUAUGCAAUCAAUUUACGCUUGGGCGUAACUUUCCUAAACCAUUAUAUUUGCAAUAAAUGCAAUCAAUCGGCAGACGCGUAUGAGAGACACGCUCUCCCCUGCAAAUUUAUAUCAAAAGUCAGCCGACAUGAUAAAAUAAAUGCAAUAAUAGCUUCUUUUUUAAAUAAAACCAUUUUCCCUUGUAUUUUAGAACCUACAUCCUUUUCAGAUAAAAAACGACCUGACAGUAAAACCGUCGUACCUUUUUUCAUGAAAGCCUUUAAUGUGGAAUUUUACCUGCAUUGA
Messenger RNA from Gordionus sp. m RMFG-2023, 1926 nucleotides. RefSeq lists its product as uncharacterized. The transcript is spliced from 2 exons. Lineage: Eukaryota; Metazoa; Nematomorpha; Gordioida; Chordodea; Parachordodidae. Bases 1 to 1926 code for a protein of 641 amino acids. The record is from RefSeq and is a predicted model, not a curated record.